GGACAGCUUUGAUAGCGCUCUGUCUGUCUAGCCCUGACACUGUAAGGACGUCAGACCUAUGCAGAAUCACACUUGCGUUUCCUCCGAGCACUUCGACUAUCGAAUUCCAUUGUAAUUUGACUGUGUGUGUUGCGUGAUCUAGAAACACCACACACGUGAGUAAGCUUCAGCGAGAGGUAUUCGUUUACAAUUGGCUGCGCAUGCGCAUUCUCGUCGCGCAACCUUGUAUGAGAUUUCAAGUAGUUGGCGGCAUUGACUGUGUGUGUGAGAGAGAGGGAGACUUUGAUCGGUGUGGGCUUUCGCAGACAGCGAAGGUAUCAAUGACACAUGCUCAGACUUCGCGCAAAGCUUGGAUGGAGUGUUCAUGCUAGUGUGAGGUGGUUUUAGACAUUUUCUGUCGCCGAGGAUUUCCACUACACCAUGUCAAUGCCUCACCGCGCCCAUAGACAGCACUGCUACCUGUGCGAUCUUCCUAGGACACCAUGGGCUAUGUUACAUGAUUUCUCUGAAUCUGUGUGUCGAGGAUGUGUCAACUAUGAAGGACCGGAUCGUAUAGAAAUGGUCAUCGAAGCAGCGAGACAAAUGAAACGUGCUCAUGGAUUCCAAGAAGGGCGAUCGUCUGUCAAACAGGGACAGCCACCGUCACACGGACACAUGCCCCCACGUCACCAUCCUGACGCACACUUGGAACCCCCGCGGAUACACCAUGGCCCCCCUCCACCAGACAGGUACCGGAAUGUUAUGGAAUACACCCCGGGGCCAAGAAUCAAUGGCAUCGCUGUCGGACAUGUUAUGCAUAGACCAGACGAACAGCUUUCCGAUCUUCAACGGGGAAGCCCCACUAUUCCACGAGGGCCCCUCCCCCCUCACCAAGGAUUUCCUGGCCCACUCCCCCCAGGUAGGCAUCCCCACGGGUUAGGGCUGAUGCCCAUGCCACACCCUGCCCCCAUGAACGGUAAGCGUGGGGAGGCAGAGGAGGAAGAAAGUUCCAACCAUUCAAGUAGUGAUGAGAACGGAAACAAAAUGGGACCAAUAGACGAUCCGGCCCUGAGGCCACCACUUGUACGUGAGACUGUGGCAGUGUUGUCGUCUGCAGUGCCUUUUGAGAUAAGAUUCAAGAAAGAACAUUCAUUGUGUGGACGUGUGUUUGCUUUUGAUGCAAGUAUCAAACAGGGUGCUGAGUAUGACUUAAAAAUGUUUGUUGAGUAUCCUCUGGGAUCGGGUACAAUUUACAGCAGUGCUUCUGGGGUUGCCAAGCAAAUGUACCAGGAUUGCAUGAAGGACUUUGGUAUUAAGGGAUUAUCUUCAGGUUUCAAGUAUCUUGAGUAUGAAAUGAAACAUGGAAGUGGUGACUGGAGAUUACUUGGUGAUAUGUUGCCAGAGUUGGUACGCAUAUUCAAGGAUCCUGUUAAGAAGGAUAUGAUCCCCACACCCCACGUUGACAGCUCACUUCCCCCUUUGCCCAGCCCCUCCUCGUUAUCGAGGGGUCAUGCAGGGACACCCAAGCCCCCUGUUCCAAGGUCUAUGUAUGAGGGAAGGAAACGCAAGGCUUCGCCUGACCCAGAGGGGGAAGUUAGAGGUAAGCUGUCAGAAGAGCAAUUUAAACGUCAACAGUGGAUGCAAAAUCAAUCAGAAGCUUUAAAACUUACUAUAAAUUCUGCUGCAUAUAGCUCUGGGAUGCCAAGCUCAACAUCAAUGUCACCCUUGAGUAAUCACACCCCUACCCCACCGGAAGCUGGAAGUGGACAGAACGGCCCUUCGCCAAUGGCGGCACUGAUGACCGUUACAGACAAUAUUACACCAGGUGGGUCACCAAUAAGGGGAGAGGGUGGAAUUAGACAUGGCCAAAGACAUAAUCAUUCCCCAGCUACCCAGCACUUGUUUCGUGGUCGUUCAGUAGCUCAGGGGCCAGUGUCUGAUGCAGGGGUUGGUAGUACAAUGCCCGAAUCUACAGUCCCAAAUUCAGAAACAUUAAAGUGUACUUUGUGUCAUGAAAGACUAGAGGAUACUCACUUUGUUCAGUGUCCCUCUGUUGGUGAACACAAGUUUUGUUUUCCUUGCUCAAGAGACAGCAUCAAACGUCAAGGAGCUGGGGCAGAAGUGUAUUGCCCAAGUGGCAAAAAGUGCCCACUAGCUGGUUCAAAUGUCCCCUGGGCUUUCAUGCAAGGUGAGAUUGCAACAAUUCUUGGUGAAGAUUUCAAGGAAUUGAAGAUCAAGAAAGAGCGAGAUACUUAAACACACUGACAGUUGUUUCAUAUACAGUUUGUACCAAAGAAUGAAUUUUAGCUGAACUUGUAAUGGCUUUUCUCUUGUCAAAUUGUCUCCAUCAUCAUGGUAUCGAGAGGUAUUUAUGUAUUUACAAAUAUCAGAAAGAAGUGUUCUUUACAACUGAGGUGUUCUUUCACUGCCGCUAAACAGUUUGAACAUUGAUACAUUGUGACUUGAGAAUGUUAACCUUGAACAUGGUGUCCUGUUAGUAAGACAUGAGGCUUAUGAGACUGAAUUGAUGACUGCAGGUAAUGCCACAGACAUGGGUGCUGUGGCUCACUACAAGAAGUGCGAUUGACUUGCCGGUGAUGUUAGCCAGAGGCUGUGCUAUUUUGUGAAUGGCUUGCGAGGCAGGGAGAGCACCCAUUGAACCCAGGUUGGACAAUGUAAGGUCUGGAGUAGCAAACCUGAAACACGCUCUGUACAUACUAAACAUGUAGCUGUUGCAUUGCUGACCAUACAUCCACGUUUGGUGUUUGUGUGGCAUUCGAAGCCUGCCAGGUCAAGGAUGCGUUGCUACGGCAAUACGACGUGACCAAAGCCACGAGAGUACAACAUCAAUGUCUACCCCACCCUUGCUUAACUUCAUCACCAAUAGUGUUCUAGCUUUUUGCCUUGUUUGAUUCAGUAAUCUGCUUCAUUGAUUACAUCCUUUGUGCUAUUACAAAUUAUAUACCUUUGUUCUUUCAUUCACGUGUUUAGGCUUGUUCAUGUUGUGAUCUUCAAAUUUUAGUGUCUGGAUGACAGCUGUCUACAAAGUUAUGUUUUAUGACUUCACAUUGUUUAGAAAAUCUAUCAGAAAACAUUUUGAUGUAGUUAUAUUUCAAGGGAAUUCUUUUAAUUUAAUUUUGCUUGAAAUAACUGAUUUGACAUGAAUAAACUGCUUUUAAUUAGGUAACUGAUAGAAAGGGGAUUCAGUUUCUAUUGACAGUGUUAACAAGCUUGUAUCGUGUUCAUAUCGUAACGUUUUCUUGGCAAAAAUGCUCCUCAUGAACUACUGAAAUUUUGAAUUUUGUUUCAUAAAUUUUCAUUUAGUUUAUCCUUGAAUGCUAAGCUAUUAUUAACAUAUGCUUAUGUCAUAAUCCUAUAUAUAUAAUAUAUAUAUGCUGUAAAUUGCCUUUGUGUAAGGGCUGAGGUGGAGUAAUAUUUCAGAAAGGGCCUGGUUUGGACUAAGACAAGCAUAGCAUUUACCCAGCAGAAGGCAGUACCAUUCCAUUAACCUAAUAGACUUGUUUCACUGUGCUAAACAUUGUGUGUUGAAAUCAAACUGAUCUGUAUAAAAUCAAUUCAGACAUCUGAAUGUUCACUUGAUAUUGUUUUUUAUUUGUUUUAAUCAUCUGCAAGCCAUCAUUUUAUUUUCUAUGUUGCCCAGGUUUUGUCUAGGAUUAGAAAUAGCUAUUAACUCUGAGGCAUGUAAUUGUCUUUCACCAGUCAGGAUUACAGUGAAACUAACCAUGGUUCCCAAGAACAAUAAGAAACCAUGUAUAUUGUGUAGUUAACAAUUAUCAUUGAUAAGCAGGCUUUUCAAAGAAGUCAAUGGCCCCAUAUUGUUCGAAACUGAAAUAAUCACUGAAAUAUCUGAUGUUACCAUGGUUACUGUGGUUUAUGUAUGCUUCAAUUUUUGGUUUUCUGAAAACGGUGUUCUUUGUCAUUCACAAGAAAAUGGCCAUUGAUGGCUGGUAUUUCAUGUGAAUACAGUAAUCAAGAAACAAACAUUCAAGACCAGGGCUUUUUUAAUCUUAAAAGCAAUUUUGUAUGUCAAGAACAUGUGAUUUGACUUAAACACAAAUACUUGGACAUUCAAAAUCCUGCAUCUGAGUCUGAUGUAUAUAUUUUUUAAACACCUGAGUAUUAGUUUACAUUCUGAAUUUCAUGAAUAGAGAUCAGUUGUUUUUUUCGCCCUCAUCUCAUCAAUAAUACUUUUUGUUAAAAGAUUCAUAUUUUUACACAACUGUAUCUCCCACUGAUAACAAUGGCAUUAUUCUCUUGGUACAAUGAAUGUGUUCAAUUUGUCAUCGGGGUCAGACAGUUAUCGUGUCAUCUCCAACAUUUUAACUAUUAAUCAUAAAGAGGAAUUGUACUUAAGACUGUUGUCUGAUACUCAUUCUCCAUGACAACAUUUCACCAUUUAUUUUAGUAAAUAUUAAACGUGUUCAUAAGUUACAGGGGUGGUGGGAUAGCCUAGUGGUUAAAGCAUUCACUCGACAUGCCAAAGACCCAGGUUUGAUUCCCCACAUGGGUGCAAUGUGUGAAGCCCAUUUCUGGUGUCUUCCACUGUGAUAUUGCUGUUAUAUUGCUAAAAGCGGCGUUAAACUAGACUGAAUCAAUUCAAAAGUCAUGCUACCGUAUUUGCAUUGCUAGUCAUCAGUGUAAACUAAAGGUAGCGUAGCUCCCGUCACCAGCAGUAGUUGCUAAACCACUACAUCUUAAAUAUCCCUGUGAACAUACCGGUCGGAACUUGUAUUCAGCAACCCAUGAUCGUCAAAGGAGGCGAUACUAUGGUCAGGCUCAAUUACUUGGUUGGUGCAUGCCAUUGUAUUGUAGGGGCGGUGGGGUAGCCUAGUGGUUAAAGCGUUCGCUCGUCACGCUGAACACCCGGGUUCGAUUCCCCACAUGGGUUCAAUGUGUGAAGCCCAUUUCUGGUGUCCCCCGCCAUCAUAUUGCUGGAAUAUUGCUAAAAGUGGCGUAAAACUAAACUCACUCAUUGUAUUGUAGAUUAAUGCCCAAUCUCCAGUCCACAAUGAAUGUUUAAGGCCGCUGUCAUAUAGCUGGAACAUUGCUGAAUACAGCAUGAAACAAACUCCAAAUGUCAUAAAUGUAGGAGAUCGAGUGAUGCUGUCACCAUGGCUACAAAGCUACCUUUUCUCAAAAGUUACAAGUCUUGGUAAUAAGUCAUUUAUAGAAUGCUGCCAUAUGCCUGGAAUAUUGCUGAGUGCGGCUUUAAAAAAAACCCUAAACCAAACCAUUUACAGAAUGUGUUUUGAGCACAGAAUAUACUUGCACAUAGAUGCAUUGAUAAUUGUAAAAAAAUAAUGUUAUCUGCUUAUUGAAUUUUCUUUUUCUGACGUUUUGUUGGUAGUUUUAUUUCAAUAAAUGCCAUUCUUUGUCUGAAUUAGAAAUCUUCCAACUGUUAAGGUCGAAUGGUCCACUGCUUAUAUCUCUGCUUUGUUAUCAAAAUAGUUCAUUUGCAGCAUUUUGUUUACUGUUAGUAUUCCAUUUUUGUUAUUUCAUUGUUCAAAUAAUUGUUGAGUAAAAGUUUGUUUUUCAAAAAGCAAUUAAAAUGUAUUGUCUAUUA
Haliotis rubra (blacklip abalone) is the source of this 5563-nucleotide messenger RNA. RefSeq names its product probable E3 ubiquitin-protein ligase IRF2BPL. Gene Ontology annotation, cellular component: nucleus. Gene Ontology annotation, biological process: regulation of transcription by RNA polymerase II. Bases 421 to 2235 code for a protein of 604 amino acids. The record is from RefSeq and is a predicted model, not a curated record. The transcript has a single exon. Gene Ontology annotation, molecular function: transcription corepressor activity. NCBI's taxonomy places the organism in Eukaryota, Metazoa, Mollusca, Gastropoda, Lepetellida, Haliotidae.